This is a messenger RNA of Corylus avellana, 1745 nucleotides long. The record is from RefSeq and is a predicted model, not a curated record. Lineage: Eukaryota; Viridiplantae; Streptophyta; Magnoliopsida; Fagales; Betulaceae.
UUGGGGUUAAAAGAUAUCUGGUAGAAUAUUGGCCAUCCAAGCAAAGUACUGCAGAUAUACGGUGCUUUGCACUACCGCAAAUUCUGAACUCCUGUUUUUCUAUGAUUUUGCGUAGAUGAGAGAUUUUAGGGGCGAGAAGUGUUUUGGGAGCAUUUAUUUUAUUUUAAUUUAUUCAGCACGAAGUUUCAACUUCUGAUUGAAAGGCACUAAAGGGUGAAUUUGUAAAUUUGACACGUUUUAACAUACUGUGAUUUUUCUUUUAUGCCCCGUUUGAUAGCAACGGCACCGUUUCAGCACAGGGUGUAAGACCGUCUUUUCGUUUUUGUUUUUGGGUCGGUUAAGGGUUUUGAACUUUGGCGUGCAGAGUGUUCCGUCGAGUUGCACCGAAACAGCGCUGUGAGGCAUUCAUUAGUGUCGCUGUCAUUCAUUGUUGCGUCUCUCACGCUUAGCACACGCUAUAGACAGGGUUUUGCAGAUAUGGAGUACGUGAGCCCUGAAGGCCUUCGCUUAGAUGGUCGCCGUCCCAUGGAAAUGAGGCAAAUUCGAGCAGAGAUUGGUGCCGUGGCCAAAGCUGACGGUUCUGCUGUGUUUGAGAUGGGUAACACUAAAGUGAUUGCUGCAGUAUAUGGCCCUAGAGAGGUCCAAAAUAGGAGUCAACAAAUGAAUGACAAGGCCCUGGUGCGAUGCGAGUAUAGCAUGGCUAAUUUUAGUACUGGGGAUCGCAUGAGAAAACCAAAGGGUGACAGGCGAUCCACAGAGAUAUCUUUAGUUAUUCGCCAGACCAUGGAAGCUUGCAUAUUGACACAUUUGAUGCCUCGGUCUCAGAUAGAUAUUUUUGUCCAAGUACUCCAAGCGGAUGGAGGAACUAGAUCUGCAUGUAUCAAUGCUGCAACUUUAGCCCUUGCAGAUGCUGGGAUCCCAUUGCGGGAUCUUGUUACUUCAUGUAGUUCAGGGUACCUUAAUAGCACUCCUCUGCUUGAUUUGAACUACGUAGAAGAUAGUGCUGGAGGUCCUGAUGUCACUGUAGGGUUUCUCCCUAAGUUGGACAAAGUGACCCUUCUUCAGAUGGAUUCUAAGUUACCAAUAGACAUUUUUGAAAACGUCAUGCAACUUGCAAUUGAAGGCUGCAAAGCAGUAGCAAAUUACAUUCGAGAAAUAUUGCUAGAGAAUACCAAGCAACUAGAGUAUCGUCGGGGUCUAUAGUUUAUAAACAAGGUAUCUCUUCUAACGUUGGUCCUCGGAAACUACAUUUUGACCUGAUCAUCUUUAGGCUUCCAUUGCUUCAGUGUGGAUUUGUGAAUCCCUAUAUCCAAUUAAAAGCAACCAUAUACAUGUUUCAACUCUUAAUGGUUCCCUGCAUGUGGCGGGGAAUGUGGCAAAGCAUGUAUGAAAUCCAAGGAGAAUGAAAGUACCUCCCAAAGGAAUAAUUAUUUGUCAAAAAUGGACGACAUCCUAGGCCCUGGCUAGUUUUAGAUGAACAAUGAUUUUUCUUUUUUGGAUGACUAGAUGAAUGGCUUUUCUGCUUGCCAACUUACUGGUAUUCUUAGUUGUAAUCUUGGUAAUAUCAGCUCUUGUCGUGAAUAUGAAGACCUUGUUGUUUACUGAUGGUUUAGGUUGUCAUUGCUGAACAAAGAUAAGGGCUUGGACUUGAACAAAGAUGUCCAUAUUCAAAAUUGGCACAGUUCAUGAAGUUUUGUUGUAUUACAGCUGCAUAAGCUGUGUUAAUUCAGCAGUUUUGAGUUUUA